This is a messenger RNA of Parascedosporium putredinis, 2109 nucleotides long. The record is from the annotation of a GenBank genome assembly. Lineage: Eukaryota; Fungi; Ascomycota; Sordariomycetes; Microascales; Microascaceae.
AUGGCUAGAGACGGAGGAAAAGAUGCCCAAACGGCAACAGCAACAGAGGCAACGGCACUUCUGGCGCCCAGGCCAAGACGCGAGCCUUCGAGCGCAAGUCUCGCCCAUGUCCUGAGCCACGGCGUACCCGACGGAGAGGUGUUGCCGUACAACGACUACUCCACCAUCGACUGGCUCCAUCAUCUCGUAAGCGACAAUCUUCGACGAACCGAGACCGUGCCGCCCCGACGGCGCAGCAUCCGGCGCGUCGUCGCCGCGUGGUGGGAUUCCAUCCUAGGCUGGAUCGCCGCGUUUGCCAUUGGCAUCCUCACCGCCUGCGUCGCGUUUGCCGUGGACAUUCAAGGGGCGUGCUCCAACUGGAAGCCGUGGGCCGGCACCUUUACGUCCAAGUACGCGAUAUACGUCGGUUUAGCCUUGGUGUUCGGUGUCAUAGCCGGAAGCCUGACGAUGUUGACCAAGACCAACCUCCCGGCCAUGGUGCUGGAGUCCAAAGAGGCCGACGAAGAGCCGCCCUCCAGCACCCCGAAGUACGUCAGGAGCGCGGCCGGGAAGACCAUGUAUCUCGCUGCCGGCAGCGGGAUCCCCGAAAUCAAGACGGUGCUCUCGGGCUUCGUGAUCCCCCACAUCUUCGACUUCAAGGUCCUCGUGGUGAAAGCGGUCGGCGCCACGUUCGCCGUCUCGACCGGCAUGUGCCUCGGCAAGGAAGGCCCGUUCGUCCACAUCUCCGCCUGCGUGGGCUACCUCGUGUCGAGCCUGAUUCCCAAGUACGCCUCGAACCCCCGCAAGAUGAGGGAGAUGCUCAGCGUGGCGUGCUCCGCGGGUCUGUCCGUCGCGUUCGGCGCUCCCAUCGGCGGCGUCCUGUUCAGCUACGAGGAGAUCAGCACCUACUUCCCGCGGCGCGUCCUCUGGCGCUCCUUCCUCUGCUCCCUCGUCGCCGCCGCCACCCUCAAGGAGCUGAACCCGACGGGCACGGGCAAGCUGGUCCUGUUCGAGACCAACUACGGCGUGAAUUAUCAGCUCGUGCACUACACCACGUUUUGCGAAUUUUCGGUGGUCCAAGUUUUUCCGGCAGAUCCCCUCAUCAAGCGCAACCCGGUGUUCGAGCUCGCGCUCGUGGCCUUGAUCACGGCGCUGCUCCAGUAUCCGAACCAGCUGAUUCGUGAUCCUGGGGAUAUUGUUAUGGAGCGGUUGCUGGUGGACUGCAACGACACGCGCGAGGAUUGGAUUUGCGAGCAGGAGGCCAAGAUUUCCGGCAAGGGGCCUUAUUACGCGUGGCUCAUCUCGGGCACCUUUGUCAAGCUGAUCUUGACCACCAUUACGUUUGGCUGCAAGGUUCCGUCGGGCAUCAUUAUUCCCGCGUUGGAUGCCGGCGCUCUCUUUGGGCGCAUGGUGGGGCAAGUCGUCCCCGACAUCUCGCCCGGCAUCUUCGCCAUGGUGGGUUCGGCGGCCUUUCUCGCCGGGGUGAGCCGGAUGACGGUGAGCUUGGCCGUCAUCAUGUUCGAGCUGACGGGCGAGUGGGUCGCGGACAGCAUCAGCGCCGACGGCGUGUACGAUUUGUCCCAGCACUUGAUGGGUCAUCCGUUUCUGGAUUCCGACCGGGCUCUCCGAAAGGUGCGCGACAUUCGUAUUUCCGAGGGUUUGGCCACGGCCGAGGCCCUGAUCCGGCCGACCAAGACCAUGGAUGAGAUCAUGGUGUUUGCGGGGCCCGAGUAUCGCAUCUCCGCUUCGAUGCUUCGUCGGAAGCGGGAUAGGCUGCAGGCCCGCGGCCUCAUGGAUUCGGGGCUGGUCAUUGUUAAUGAGCAGGGGCUUUGCCACGGGUACUUGUCCGAAGAACAUCUCGAGUCCGUGCUUCACGGGAUAGACGAGGUGGAGGCUGAGGCCGGGGCUGUCAUCCAAGACGUGGAUAUCCUGGACCUUCCGUUAUCGUCUCUCAUUGACAGAAACCCGGUACUCCUCCAGGCCGGCGCGCCGCUCGAGUACGCGGUAGAGAUGUUUGACAAAUUGGGGCUGCGAUAUCUGGUUAUUGUGGAGGACGGCGCAGCUAGAGUAUUGGGCGUUGUGGUGAAGAAGCGUUUAUUGGGCUUCUUUGAUUCGCAUGGUCGACUUUAA